Echinostoma caproni is the source of this 474-nucleotide messenger RNA. Lineage: Eukaryota; Metazoa; Platyhelminthes; Trematoda; Plagiorchiida; Echinostomatidae. The record is from the annotation of a GenBank genome assembly.
AUGCCCAUCCACAGACACAUUAAAAAUGUGGUACAUAACUAUACCGAUGCAGAGAGAAAAGUUCGUGAGGCAACCUCUAAUGAUCCCUGGGGCCCGAGCAGCACGCUAAUGGCCGAGAUUGCGGACAAAACUCAUAAUGUGAUGGCUUUUACGGAAAUAAUGCAAAUGAUCUGGCGGAGGUUAAAUGAUAGCAAAAAUUGGAGACACGUUUACAAGGCCCUAGUGGUUCUUGAAUACAUCACGAAAACGGGAAGUGACAAAGUUGCUACGCAAUGUCGUGAAAAUAUUCAUUCUAUAGAGACAUUGAGGGUAAGUGGCUGUUCAUUCGCUGAAUUUGUUCAACGUUCGAUAUGGUUUCUGUUUUUUCUGGUUCAUUACUACGGUCCGCCUGUAUUUCGUGGUUUAAACCCAAAAACGUUCCAUAACUUGCUUGUGGCCGGACUACUGUCAGGUUGUUCAGGUCAAGGUAGGUGA